CAGCUAGACAAUUCAUGUAAGCGACUUACUGGCACAGCUGGAUAAGUUCUCGAGAUGUAGAACUCUUUCCGCACCGGUCCGCAUCAUGAGGAAACAUACGACAAGGGACGAUUCGUGAAAUUUUCUUGGACUGUUUGUGGGGACUUUCUGAGAGGCUGGAGUCAAUGCAAUAUGUUGUGGGAUGGAUGAGGAGGAGCAGAACCGCUAUGUGGCCCAGCUGAAGGAGGAGUUUGACAGCUGUGAUACCACAGGCACUGGCUACCUGGACAAGGAAGACCUGACUGUCCUCUGCCAUAAACUGCAUCUGGACGCUCACCUUCCUAUACUGCUGGACACUCUGCUUGGACCGCACCAUUGUGCACGGAUUAACUUUGAGGAGUUUAAAGAGGGUUUUGUAGCAGUGCUGUCGCGCUCUCUAGACUUCAGCACCUCCGAGGAAGAGAGUAGCUACCUAGAGCCAGUCAUCCCAGAGGAGGUGAAGCCCAAGUUUGUGAAGGGAACCAAGCGCUAUGGCCGCAGGUCCCGACCCGAUAGGCCCGAAGCAGAGCUGACGGCGGACUCGGAAGAGUCGCCUACCUUCAGGGCCGAGCAAACAGAUUCGUCCCCAGCCGGUGUUAGGAGGGCCAAACUGCGGCGCUCCACUUCCCUGGAGAGCGUGGAGAGUCUCAAAUCGGACGAGGAAACUGGAAGUCAUAAGGAACCCAUCCACCAAAGCUUUGAAGCACAAGGCCAGCAGAAGCGAAGGAAGCAGGACAGCUCAGACUGCCUGCUCCGCUCCCCAGGGCCCCGGCUGGAGACGGUUGACAGCCAACUGAAGGGGAUGCUGGAGGAGCUGGGGGUGGGAGCAGGGGGCUUUCUGAACAAGGAGGAGCUGUCCCUGGUGUGUGACCACCUGGGUCUACAAGAGCUGCAGUCCGAGGAGCUGGAUGUUCUCUUCAGGAGGCUAGACACUGACCUGGAUGGGAGGGUCAGUCUCAGAGAGUUCCAGAAGGGCCUUCUCAGGGAGGGGGGAGUCCCUGGUACUACUUCAUCCUCCACUCCCCUACGCCCCAACACCCAGCGUUCACUUAUACAGGCCUUCGAGGAGCGGGCGGUGCGCUCCACCUCUCCUUCGCUCCUCUCCGCCACCGUGGGGCAGCGGCUGCUGAGCCGGCUGGAUGACGGGUCGGGCUGUACCAGCCCGGAGCGGGUCAUCGCUCUCUGGACCGAGGAAGGGAUCCGGAACAGCAAGGACAUUCUCCAGACGCUGGACUUCCCUUUGGAGGAACGGGUCAGUCUGGCUGAGCUAACUCUGGCCCUGGACAAUGAGCUGCUGGUCAGCGGCAAUGGCAUCCACCAGGCUGCCCUCAUCUCCUACAAGAACGAGAUCCAGUUCCUCCAGGUCCUGGCGGACCAGGCGUGUCGGGAGAGGGACAAGGUGAAGGCCGACCUGGAGUGGGCUGACAGGAGGAACCUCCAGCUGGUGAGAGAGGUGGACGACAGGCAUGCCAGCAUGGAGUCGCUGAAUGAAAACAAGAUCAAGGGUUUAGAGCAGGAGUUCCGCGAUAGGCUCACUGCCCUGCGCAGCGAAUCGGAGCAGGAGAGCGAAGUCCUGCUGCAGCAGGUGGAGCAUGAGCGGACCAAACUGCGAGAGGAAUUGGAGGCCCUGAGGGCACAGGAAACCAGUCAGCAGGAGGAAACCUUCAAUGCCACUCAGGAGAACAGCCGAUUGGAGGAAGAGGUGAGCCUUCUGAAGGAGAAGCUAAGUGAGGCGGAGACCACUGUCUCCAGACUGCAGAGAGAUCUGGACCAGCUCCUACAGGACAAGUUUGGGAGCCUGGAUCCAAACAGCAGUGGGCUGCUGAACCAGGAGGAGCGCUUCACUGAGAUCAUUAAGGAGUACGAACAGCAGUGCUGGGAGCUGCGAGACAGGAAUGACGAGUUGAACUCAGAGCUGGAGAUGUUGAAGAGCCAGGGGACAGGAAAGAGAUCCAGGCGAGCGAGGGACAACACAUCCACCUGGGCCAGCCAACAUUCUCUAACCACUGAGUCAGACUCGGAUGACCCUGACAUGAAGAGAGGCACAUCACCCCUUGCGAGGAAAACACUACAAGUGGCCAACAAGAAUGGCCUAGGUUCUCUGGAGAGUCUGCCUGGCCCUGUUGUGAGUAUAGAGACAGAGCUCGCCAUGGAGCAACUCAAGGAGAGACACAGUCAGGAGGUUCAGGACCUGAAGAUAGAGCUGGAGACCAAGGUGAACUUUUACGAGCGCAACCUGGAGCUCAUGAGGAGGAACAUGGAGGUGGAGCGCAAGGACAUCUCCCAGGGCUUCAAGGUGGAGAUCAGCGAGCUGGAGGAGCAGAAGGCCCACGCCGAGGAGCAGGUGAAGAAGCUCAAGGAGGCCGUGGAGAAGAUGCAGGCCCAGCUGCAGAGCAGCGCCGGAGGCUGGGGGCCGGGCUGGGGGCCGGACCAGGAACGGAGGGCCCAGAGGGAGCAGGCUGAACUGGAGCAGAACUACGCCAGAGAGAUCAGCAACUUGGUCCAGAGGCUCACCUCAGAGAAAGACCAUCUGGAGGCAGAGCUGAAGCUUAAGAUGGACCAGGAAGUGCUGCUCGUUAGGGAGGAGCUGGAGCGCCGCGCGUGUCAGACGAAGCGGCGUCACGGCGAGGCCCAGCGCGGCCUCCUGCGCCAGCUGCACUGUGAGCGGCAGCGCCUGCAGGAGCAGCGGGGCGCCUGGGAGGCACAGCUGCAGCAACGAGAGCAGGAGCACCAGGCGGAAACGCUGGCCGGCGUGGAGAAAGCGGGCCGGGAGCGGGCGGACGCCUGCGGGCGGUUGACCCUGGAGAGGACCAGGCUGGAAGAGGAGCACCGGGAGGAGGUCCAGAGGCUUGAGGAGCUUGCGUGCGGCUUGCGGGCGGAGCUCGCCGCGAAGGAAGACGGCCACGUGCGAAACGACCGGUUGGAGGCCAGCUUGGGUCAGUGUCGAAGGCAUUGCGGCCGGUUGGAGGCGGAGCUGGAAGACUGGCGUGCGAAGUGCUCCGAGCUCGAGGCUAAGCUGCAGGUCGUGUCGGCGCACGUCGAGGAUGGAGCGGAUGGCUUGAAGUCUUCAGAGGCCCUGGUGGAUGUACUGACAUGUGAGAAGCGCUCGGUUGAGGAGGAGCUGUGGGGGGUCAGGGAGAGGGAGGAGAAGCACCUCGCUCGGAUGGCGCAGUUAAAAGAGGAGCGGGACACUUUCCAGUCUGAAUCGGAGAUUCUUCGCCAGGACAAGGAGGUCAUUGCUGGGAAUUGCAGUCGUCUGUCCAACGCCUUUGUCCAACAGCAAGCCCAGCUCAGGGCCAAAGAACAAAGCAUAGAUUCCCUCAGAGGGGAGUUGGAGAGCGCACAGGUGGCACUCCAAAAUAAAGUUGCCAGUCACCUAAAGCAGACUUCUGAACUAGAAUCCCUAAGGACAGACAGGGCCAAGUUAAUACAGGACCUGAAAGAACAGGCAAUGGCUGUUGACCACUUACAGCUGAAUCUUGACAGUGUCACUAAAGAGUUGGAAGAAUGUGAAAAGGCAGUGAUGAGUCUCCAGGGGACUUUAAGGCUGGAACAGACCAAAGUCACAGACAUCCAGUUGUCCUUGGACAAAGAACGGGAGGAAAGCGAUUAUCUUACGCAGGAGAAUACAAACUACAUCCGGCUGGCAGACCAGCUUUCCUCCCAGAUAGUAGAGAUGGAGGUGGAGACGUCAAAACUCAGAAGCCACAUCCAAUACCUCGCAUCCCGACAGGAAGACGCAAACGACCAUGUGUCAGAACUUAGAACCCAGCUCGAAGCCAAAACCACACAUGAGGAUCACCUUCGGAUUGAGAACAAGCGGAUAACAGAGUUGCUGGAGAUGGCUGAGGCCUUAUCCAAAAAGCACGGCGAUGAAGUCCAACUUUUGACCGCACAGUCGGAGGCCGGGGACAGAGAGCCGGAUUCCGUCCGGGAACAGGCUGACGACGGCUCCGACCAGCUGCAGCAAGCCCUCUUGGACUCCCAGGCAGAGCUGCAGGGUGCGAAGGAGGCCUUUGAGUGGGAGAAGGGAAGGAUGAAGGAGCAGCUAGUAGAGAUGGAGGGACUGGUCAUUGCUCUGGAGAUGGUGAUGGGCCCACCCAGUCAACUCAGGACUCAGUUGGAUGAGGUCAAUACUGAGAAUACUGCACUGAAGGACAGACUUGUCAUGUUGCAACAAGAUAUCCAGAGACUCGAGGAGGUGAUCAACAAAAAGAAAAAGAAACUGGAUGAAAUGGAGCGGCAACAUGAGAAUAGCAGAGAAGAAGAAGAGCGACUGCACAAAGAGAACACCAAGUACCGCGAGGAGGUCCUGGACCUGAGCGGACGCAACCUGCAGCUGAGCAGCGAGAACGCCGAGCUGAGCUCCCGUCUCCGUGCCGACCAGGGGGCGGUGCAGAUGCUGACGGAGCGCCUGGCGCAGGUGUCCCGGCAGCAGGAGGAGGGGGCGGCCUCGGCGAGGCAGCUCCAGGAGACCUCCGCCCAGCAGGAGAGGGAGAGGCUCCACCUGCAGGCAGGCUGGCAGCACGACAAGGAGCUGCUGGAGAGGGAGCUGGCCACGGCCAAGGAAAAGCUCAAGCGUUUAUCGGAGGUGGAAUCGGAGCUGACCAGUCUGAACCUGAAGUACCAGUGGCUAGAGAAGGACAAGGAGAAGCUGUUGAGGGAGGCUGAGGAGAGGAACCUGAAGGUUGAGAAGCUCCAAGAAUCUGUAAGUUCUCUGGACUCUCAGACAGAGCUUCUACGCUCCCAGCUCCAGGCUGUCAGUCAGGAGAAGAACAGCCGCAGCCAGGAACUGAUAAACCACCAGAAGACGCUGCAGAGAGCCCAGGACAAGGUGGAGGAGCUAGAAGCCGACAUGGCGAGGUUGAGCCGGGAGAAGGACGAGCUGCGGCUGUCUCAGAAACGGCACGAGGAGGAGGCCACCCUGGCCCUCCAGGGGGAGCUCAAGCACGUGCAUCUCCAGAACCAGGAGCUGCUCCACAGGGUGGCUGAGCUGCAGACCCAGGAUGUGGAUCUUCAGAGGCUGACGGAGGACUACCUAACCCUCAAAAACCACCAGGAACAGCUGGAGGCAGCCAGGGUGGAGGUUCAAGACCAGGCAUUCAGAGCUGACUCAGCCUUGAGCCUGGCCCAGGCCCACCACGCCAGGGAGUUGCAGCAACUGAGGGAGCAGGCGGGCGCUGGGUCCAGGGAGCAGCUGGCACACCUCCAGGCUCAGCUGGCCGAGGAGCAGGGCCGGCGGCAGCAGCUGGCGGAGACCAUCCGCACACAAGCCAAGCAGGCCAGUGCCCAGCUGGGCCUGCAGCAGGAGCGCUAUGAGAAGGUGAUGGAGAACAUGCAGGAGCGUAUGGAAGAGGUGGAGACCAAGCUGAGGAGUGUCCGCAUGAUGCUGCAGGAGAAAGUGAUCCAGCUCAAGGAUCAGCUGGCAAAAAAUGCUAAGUCAGACCUCUUGCUUAAGGAUUUAUAUGUUGAAAACUCCCAACUGAUGAAAGCGCUCCAGGUCACGGAGCAACGACAGAAGGGUGCCGAGAAAAAGAACUUUGUGUUGGAGGAGAAGAUCAACUCCCUGAACAAACUCCUUCGUAAGAUUGCUCCCGCCUCCCUCACGGCAUAGGAACGUGCCCUCCUGCUGCUGAGGACCGGCCAACUUCCCCAAAGACUUUGACCACUGUGAAACACCGUCCCUCUCCUCUUACCUGGCUCAGUAUUGGAUGAUAGUCCCAGUGAACCAUCAUUGCUCAGUAUCAACAACAUCUCGCCUAACGUCCAUCUCCAUUAGGCGGCUGAUGUGAAUGCACAUACCAAGCACGGGUGUACCUGUAGAGCAGUGGAAAAAUAACAUCUGAUGUGUAAGCCACCAGGGUAUUAUACAUGUGGUUUUGUUUUAUGUGUAUAGGUAUAUUUUUCUAUUACCAUUAUAUUGAGGUCAACAAUAUGAGGCCCUUAUUAAUGAAGGUCAGUCUUAAGUAUUUUAUUUGGUCUUUGAAAGACAUUUUACCUUUUUUAUUCCCAACCACAACUGAUUUCAACGGUUCUAAGAUACUGUAUGUACUUUGUUAAUUGCAGCCCAACUUGCAUGUAUAGACAAUAGCAGAAAAACAUUAGGCAAGGGUACAUUUGUGUUUUGAGUUAACCAUGGUUCAUUGUGACCAUCCUCCAGAAUCGUUACUGUAGUUACUUCGUGAAUGACCAGAUUGUGUAAAAAUAACAUUCCAGGUUUAUCACCAAACUUCGAGGUGCUAUACUUAUGCGAGGUCUGAGACUGUAUGAGGUGAGUGGUACUAUAUGUGAAAGGCUGAGACAUGAUUGAAUAGCUCACACUUCAAGGGAAAUCACUUUUUAUUGAGGUGUUUGUUACAAUCUUUUAAAUAUAAAACUCAACCAAAAGCACAGUAUUUAUUAGAUGUAAAGUUUUGAUAAACACCUUUUUGUAAAUCUGCACAUUUUUCAAUCGUAUUGCACUGCUGUACAGUCAACAGUUUGAUUCCUAAAUUAUUUGAGAACACAAUUACAAGAUGGUGCUCCAACUGUAGUUAUUGUAAAGAGACAUAAUGUAACCUGGAAUUGUCCUGCACUACACAAUCAUUGAAUCAUUGUAAAAACAAGCUGACCAAGUAAUAAAUGUCCCCCAAC
Messenger RNA from Osmerus eperlanus (European smelt), 6651 nucleotides. It is a transcript of the gene ninl, whose product is annotated as ninein-like. The transcript is spliced from 28 exons. NCBI's taxonomy places the organism in Eukaryota, Metazoa, Chordata, Actinopteri, Osmeriformes, Osmeridae. Bases 182 to 5632 code for a protein of 1816 amino acids. Gene Ontology annotation, cellular component: centrosome. Gene Ontology annotation, biological process: microtubule anchoring at centrosome. Gene Ontology annotation, molecular function: calcium ion binding. The record is from RefSeq and is a predicted model, not a curated record.